CCGUGGCAGCAUCCACUCACUCUUUUACUACUGCCUGCGAUGUGACUCCACGCCGCUCGCUGGAAUAUCUCCCUUCGUGACAAGUGACGGAUUUUACGCGCACGCCACGCCGUCCGGUUUUCCAAAAUCAAGGGGACACCGCGGCAGCGGCCAAUGCCUUUUACCAUGACUGUGGGAUUAAUAACGACUUUGUGUGCUGUAACGGCUGUUUUCGCGAUGGAAGAAACCUUAAUGGACACCCGGACCGCCACAGCAGAGCUCGGGUGGACGGCGUACCCUUCGUCAGGGUGGGAGGAAGUAAGCGGCUAUGACGAAAACCUCAACACCAUCCGAACGUACCAGGUGUGCAACGUCUUCGAGUCCAACCAGAACAACUGGCUGCUCACCACCUUCAUCGCUCGGCGUGGUGCUCAGCGCAUCUACGUUGAGAUGCGUUUCACCGUCCGAGACUGCAGCAGCAUCCCGCGAGUGCCUGGGUCCUGUAAGGAGACCUUUAACCUGUACUACUACGAGACGGACUCCGUCAUCGCCACCAAGGGCACGGCGUUCUGGAUGGAGGCUCCGUAUUUGAAGGUGGACACCAUUGCGGCGGACGAGAGCUUCUCACAGGUGGAUUUUGGUGGUAGAUUGAUGAAAGUGAACACUGAGGUGAGGAGCUUCGGUCCACUGUCGAAAAAUGGUUUUUAUCUGGCGUUUCAGGACUAUGGUGCCUGUAUGUCCCUGCUGUCUGUGCGUGUGUUUUUUAAGAAGUGCCCCAGCGUGGUGCAGAACUUUGCAAUCUUUCCGGAGACCAUGACCGGGGCAGAGAGCACCUCGCUGGUUAUCGCUCGCGGGAUGUGCAUCCCAAACUCUGAGGAAGUGGACGUACCUAUUAAAUUGUACUGUAAUGGUGAUGGGGACUGGAUGGUUCCAAUUGGGAGCUGCACCUGCAAGGCGGGAUUCGAGCCGGAUAAUGGGAACGUCUGUCGAGCUUGUCCUCCAGGAACGUUCAAGUCCAGUCAAGGGACGGGUUUGUGUCUUCAGUGUCCGUCUAAUAGUAGGUCCACGUCUGAAGCAGCCACCAUCUGCGUCUGCAGGAACGGCUACUACAGAGCAGACGGAGAGCAGCCAGACAUGCCCUGCACCAGUGUUCCCUCUGGGCCAAGAAAUGUCAUCUCAAUCGUGAACGAGACCUCUGUGACUCUGGAAUGGCACUCCCCGCGUGAGACAGGGGGUCGCGAGGACGUCAUGUACAAUAUUGUUUGUAAGAAAUGCCAAGCUGACCGCCGAUCCUGCUCCCAUUGCGAUGAUAAUGUGGAAUUUCAGCCCCGGCAGCUGGGACUGACUGAAUCCAGAGUCUUCAUCAGUAACCUUCUGGCACACACUCUCUACACGUUUGAGAUCCAGGCGGUCAACGGCGUCACCAACAAGAGCCCGUAUCCUGCUCAGCAUGUCUCCAUAGACAUCACGACCAACCAGGCUGCCCCGUCCAUUGUUCCCAUAAUGCAUCAGGUCAGUUCUACGAUGAAAAGCAUCACGUUGUCAUGGCCACAGCCUGAACAGCCCAAUGGAAUUAUUCUCGAUUAUGAGCUGCGCUACUAUGAGAAGGAGCUGUCUGAGGUAAACUCCACGCAGGUGAGGAGUCAGACUAACACGGCUCGUGUGGACGGAUUACGGCCAGGCACCAUGUAUGUGAUGCAGGUCCGCGCCAGGACUGUUGCUGGUUUCGGCAAAUACAGCAGCAAAAUGUGCUUCCAAACCCUCACAGAUGACGACUAUAAAUCAGAGCUGAGGGAGCAGUUGCCUCUGAUUGCGGGCUCAGCCGCGGCUGGAGUGGUCUUCAUCGUGUCUCUGGUGGCCAUAUCUAUAGUCUGUAGCAGGAAACGAGCUUACAAUAAGGAGGCCGUGUACAGUGACAAACUCCAGCACUACAGCACUGGCAGAGAACUCACUUUGAGGCCAGAUCUGUCCAACUGCCACACGCCCAUGGGCUGCCCGACCCUGCCAGGCUCUCCGGGGAUGAAGAUCUACAUCGACCCCUUCACCUACGAAGAUCCUAAUGAAGCCGUCAGGGAAUUCGCCAAGGAGAUAGACGUCUCCACCGUUAAGAUUGAAGAAGUUAUUGGGGCAGGUGAGUUCGGGGAAGUAUAUAAAGGUCGACUGAAACUGCCUGGAAAACGAGAGAUCUACGUUGCCAUCAAAACACUGAAGGCAGGUUAUUCUGAGAAGCAGAGACGCGACUUCCUGUCUGAGGCAUCAAUCAUGGGGCAGUUUGACCACCCCAACAUCAUUCGCCUUGAAGGUGUGGUCACCAAAAGCCGGCCAGUCAUGAUCGUCACAGAGUUCAUGGAGAACGGGGCGCUCGACUCUUUCCUUAGGCAAAACGACGGGCAGUUUACGGUGAUCCAGCUGGUGGGGAUGUUGAGGGGAAUUGCCGCAGGGAUGAAGUACCUGUCGGAGAUGAAUUACGUCCACCGAGACCUGGCUGCCCGUAACAUCCUGGUGAACAGCAACCUCGUGUGCAAGGUGUCAGACUUCGGCCUGUCCCGUUAUCUGCAGGAAGACACCUCUGACCCCACCUACACCAGCUCACUGGGUGGAAAGAUCCCUGUGAGAUGGACCUCGCCAGAAGCGAUCGCAUACAGGAAGUUUACUUCUGCUAGUGACGUCUGGAGUUACGGUAUCGUCAUGUGGGAGGUGAUGUCUUUUGGCGAGAGGCCCUACUGGGACAUGAGCAACCAAGAUGUGAUCAACGCCAUAGAGCAGGAUUACAGGCUGCCGCCCCCCAUGGACUGUCCCACUGCUCUCCACCAGCUGAUGCUCGACUGUUGGCAGAAAGAUCGGAACGCUCGGCCGCGCUUCACGGAUAUCGUCAAUACGCUCGACAAACUCAUCCGCAACCCCACUAGCCUUAAAGCAGUCGCUAAUAUACCUACUAUUCCGUCCCAGCCGUUGUUGGACAGGUCUAUCCCAGACUUCACCACCUUUAGUUCUGUAGAGGAGUGGCUGGCUGCCGUCAAGAUGUCUCAGUACAGAGACAACUUCCUCAACUCUGGCUUCACAUCCCUACAGCUGGUCACCCAGAUGACUUCAGAGGACCUGUUGAGGAUAGGUGUGACUCUAGCCGGCCAUCAGAAGAAAAUCCUUAACAGCAUUCAGUCCAUGCACAUGCAGAUGUCUCAGUGCCAGACGGGCACUGCGCUGGCAUGACUACAGGGGGCGCCAGACGAUGGGCUGGGCAGCUUGCGGAAGAAUUACCAGCGGGCGAGCCCAAUCCCAUCGGAGCGCGCCAGAAUAGAGACUAUCAUCCUGAUCUGAGAACGUGUAUCAGGAGAGGAACCAUUAUCCCAUAUCCAACAGACCAGAUCAGAACAGGACCGGACCCACUGGGACUGACAGGACGUCUGUUAACCCGUCGGCUGUUUGUCUCUUUGGGCUACAUUUACAGGGAAAACCGAAGAUGCGGACUCUUUUUGUCCUCUUCUUGUCAUUGUAAUUCCACUUUAGUUAUCUUCACGAUGCUUAUCAAGAAGUCACAGUGACUAUUCCGAGUUUUCGUUUUCUACAAGGUUGUUUCGUUCUUCUUUUUUUUCCACUAUAAACCUUCUUUCGUCACUGCUUCCCACUUACAUUACCUGUCGAUUACGGUAUGGCUGACGUUGCCAAAGGACAUCCUGUAUGCCUGCGGCCCAUCCCCUGGCCAUAUGAGCGUAAAUGAUGUAUAUCUUUAAAUAAACACAAGUAUAUCUUCAGAGUAAACCUUCAUAUUGAAGGUGAAGUGUAACGGACCUCUAUGUAAAUACACUCUUCUUCCGCUUGCAUUUUUGGCAAUGUUGCGCAUUGGAACAGAACCGCCGAUUCUGCAGGACACGAACUCGCUCACGUCAGCGUGACGCCACGAGAACAAUCUGGGAUGAACUCUGACUCUGUCGAUGUUGUGUAAAUAUCAGUUAGUUGUGUAUAAACUAGCGUUAAAAAGAGAUACUUUAGGUGAAAAAAGCUACGCAUUCAGGCCACUAAACAGUGUUUAUUGUAGGUGUUUCCACGCUGAUGAGCACUUACGUGUACAGCUUUUCUUUCUUCCACCUCUUCUUCUUCUACUUCUUCUAGUCGUUCUUGUUAGUUUUGUGUCAGAGUGUUUGAAUGCGUCGACUAGCGUUGGGAGGGUGUGUCGUCACCGCCUAAACUAGCUAGUACACUUAAAUGUAGUUUCACUGUUAAUAAGCUGUACUAAUGUUGGUCUUACAGGGUCUUUAAAACCGCUAAUCUGUUUCCAAGCACGUGUUUACAUGUUAGGCAAAUGAAAAGGUUGCAGGCAGGAAACGAAAACACUCGAAAAAAAAACGCUGCCCUUCACCACUUUUAUCAGGCCGAGUCACUCUCUCGGCUCCAGAUGUUUCCCGAUGACAUUGCUAAAUGCGGUACAUGUUCUUUCGUGUCACCAGCUCUCCAUUUAUUUGUGUGUGUGUCUGGAUUGAACAUCUGUGUGACCCUUUAUGAACAGAUGCCUAACGCCACCCCAUUGAGCACAUUCUACUUAAGCAGUCAAUGAAGCACUGGGUAACACACAUAAACACAUACACACACACACACACACACACACACACACAUAGCCUGUUGUCGGCUUUGGGCUGUUCUUUUUUUUUUUUUCUUUGGUUGCCAUUGAGAAAUAGCAUCAGCUGAUUGAUUAAUAAUAAUAAUUAAUUAUUAAAAAUUAUUAUUUCUAUUAUUAUAGGUAACUAUACAAUAAGGUCCAAGUUUACAUUAGUUAAUGCAUUAGGUAUGUAUGAACAAUCAACAGUACUUUUUAAAGCAUUUUUUAAUCUAGUGUAAUGUUCAUUUCUAGUGCUGUCAGACGAUUAAUCGCAUCCAAAAUAAAAGUUUGUGUUUACAUAAUAUAUGUGUGUGUACUUUGUAUUUUUAUUACAUAUAUAUAAAUACACAUACAUACAUGUAUAUAUUUAAAAAAUAUUUACAUGUAUAUAUAUUUAUAUAAAUACAAAUAUUUUAUAUAUAAAUAUAUGUUUGUUAAAUAUCUACAUUUAUGUAUGUGUAUUUAUAUAUACAUAUUAAAAAUACACAGUACAGACCUAUUUUGUAAACCCAAACUUUUAUUUUGGAUGCGAUUAGUCGCGAUUAAUCGUCUGACAGCACUAAAAAAAUACUACAUUUUAACAUUUUAACUUGAAUUUCAAUUUAACUUCAUUUUAAUUUCAAGUUGUAUAAAUGAAUACGAACAAUGAAUAAACAUGAAUUAUCAAUGAACAUUUAUAAAUUAACCUAGAGUAAAAAUGCUGAUCAUUGUUCAUGGUACUUACUGCAUGAACUAAUGUUAAUGAAUUGAACCUUUUUUUAAAGUGUUACAAAUAUGAUUAAUAUUUUAUUUGUAUAGCACCUUUCAUACUUAAGAUGUAGCUAAAUGUGCUUCACAAUUCAGAAUGAAAUAACAUUUUAAUAAGAUAAAAUAGCAAGACAUGAAAAAACAAGCAACCAUAAUAGUAAUAAAAAGCAAAAAAUUGCAAUUUAAAUGUUACAAAUAUAUAUAUAUAUAUAUAUACACAUAUAUAUCUUCACCAGGGUUUUAACAAAUGAUUGGGAGCUUGUCUAAUCAUUUUGUGCUGCAAAUAUUGUCUUAUAAAUGAAUAAAUAUAAAUGCAAUUGGUAAAAAGUUCCAGAUUUUGCGGUCAUAAUAGCUAAAAGCACCUCCACAUGCUCUCAUUAGGUUUAGCAUUAAAGGACCCCAAAGUGCAAUUUGAAACAGUAGGGUUUGUAAAAGUUAGCAGCUCUACCAUUCAUUCUCCUGUUGUGAAGCGUCUGUGUGUAAUGAAUAAGCCGCUACAUUGCCUGUAAGUUAAUCGGACUCAUGGUUUAUGGUUAUUCUCUAUGAGCAACACACACACACAAUCCAUCACGCAGAUAUACCCAAGGUGUUGCACCUAAUUGGCUACAAUGAAUUUCACCAUGGCAACCAAAGAGUGUAUUGGCUCUUUGUUAAGGAUGACACACUUUUACAGCUUCUGCCAAGAGGCUUAUUCUUUUGUGCGAAAACACACACACACACACUUUCUUUCAUUGUAUUACAUUGAAGAAAGCGAAUCUGCUCCUUAAUAUGAUGGUAGUAAGUGAUAAUGUUUGGCUCUUAUAAAACCGUUAGCACAAGAUGAAGACGUCUUCCUCUCUGCCUCUGCGUAAAGGACCGGAGGCAGCUCAAUUAAUGAUCACAAAGUAUCCUCGGCAUGGCCCGCGUCCAGCUCGUUCGCGGCGGGGCGUAACCAAGCUGUCCGGCGUCCCGCCGUAUGGCCCAGCUGAAAAAUGGCUGACUUGCGCUCAUCGGGGUAGGUGGAGCCUGCUGGGAUACCUGCGGGUACAGCUCACAGGCUGAGGAGAGUGAUGAAUGAGCUGGAGUAAGUCAGAGAAUAAAAGAGAAAACGAGAGCAAAAGACGGUAGAGAGUCUAGGAUGGGGAACGAAAUUAGAUGAAAUGGGGAAUGAACAACUAAGAAAGACGACAAAGGAAGUGACAGACCAUAGAGAUUAGAGUAUUAAGUCAGCAUGAAAUUAAAAUUGACCCUAUUUUCUUUCUAACUACAUGUUCCUUUUAACUUCUCUCCUCCAACCACCUGAUUUAUUCUCAAUUCUUUUCAGAAACCAAUUGUGCUGGUUUAAAUUAAGUCCUAUCAUCAUUUUUGAAAAUCCUGUUUCACUUAUAAAUACUGCAUAUUGAAGCUCAUUGGGUUGCAAAUGGUAUUUCAUGUUGACUUUAAGGUGUGUCUUUUUGAGGGAAGGCUUAUAGAAUAACAGUGGUUUACAAAUAUUAUGGGUUUUUAAAUGGGAGGUGCCAAUAUCCGUUGUAACUUAAGGCCUGUUAAGCUUUGAAAAAACCCUAAAUAUUGGCGGUUCCCCCUUAUACACUACCGUUCAAAAGUUUGGGUUUUUUACAAUUUAACAAAAACAAAUCUUUCAAAUAAAUGCUGUUCUUUUGAACUUUCUAUUCAUCAAAGAUCCUAAAAAAACAAAUAUAGCAGUUUCUACCAAAAUAUUAAGCAGCACAACUGUUUCCAACAUUGAUAAUAAUAUGAAAUGUAAGUGAUGUAAAAUGCUGAAUAGCAAAUCAGCAUAUUGGCAAUUGAAACAUUAAAAAAAACUGACCUCAAACUUUUGUCCAGUGAAAAACUUUAGAUUUUGGAACUGCCGCAGAGGUGAUCUGCCAUUUCUGUUAGUUGGUCAAGUGUCCAUGAUGCCAACGUUACAGAUAUCACAAAAUGGUCAAAUAAUUGGUGUGGUCAAUAUAUCAAUCUAUCACUAUAUAAUAAUAUGCUGUGAAACACAUGGCAGCCCUUCAUCAUAACAUAUCGCAUAUGUCUGCAUGAUUUUCCUAAGUAAGACAUGAUCCUGGGUCAACAUAAUUUGCUGAUCCUGAAACAACAUUCCUGUCCAAAAAUUUAGUCCUAACCCAAUCCAUACCCCUAAACCUAAAGCCUGAUUUAUACUUGUUGCGUCCGCAAGUUUGCAAAAAAAUAAAGUGCGCAAUGAGUGCGCAGGAACCCAUUUCACGUGGCGAUGUGCAUGGCAUUUUUUGCGCGUGGCACUGCAUACGAAGAUUCACGACUUCGAGACGAUUCUGGCCAAGCAGGUACAUCUGUACCAACAUCUUACCAGGACCCAGUUUGCGCUUGUCCAAAUUAAUUGCAUACAUUUACAAAAUUAGGUUACAAUUGCAGAAAUAAGCCUUUUUUUAAUGACAAUAAAGGUCCAUGUUUAAUAAAAAUGUUCAUGAAUUAAAUAAAAAUGUUUAAUGAAAUUAGAAAAUAUUUAAGAGAUUGUUUAAUUUAGCUUUAUACAUAUGUUCUCAUAUCCAUAUAUUUUGUUCUAAUGUCACAAGUAAUAAUCUCAAGGUUUUCACAUGAUUCUUUGGUUCUUUUGUAGUGUUAGUUUGGUGAAAUGUAUAUGUCACGCGCGUACUUACUACUUCUCACCACUGCUUCCUGAUUGUUUAGAGAACAAUUACUCUGUCGCCCCCUGUAGUUUCAAAGAAUAAUACAACAGUGAACGCAUCAAGUAUAAACGCCUCAUCCAUUUGAGGAGGACCGUGCGCAGUCAGCAGAGGCUGAAAGUAAGGCUAAAGUAUAAAUCAGGCUUGACCCUACCCAUAACUUAUCCCUAAAAUCAGAGGGAAAUGGUGAAUAACACUGAUGUAAAAGCACCUAACCCUGGUUGUAAGCCUAAACUUGACAUAAACUGUAAACUUGCCUCUCAAAUCUGAUUGGUUGAUUGGAAUGUUGUUCCAGAAUCAACAAAGUUGUUGUUCCAGGAACAUGUUGUACUUUGGUGAAAUCACGUUCACCUAUCGCACAUGUAGAACCAAUACAGAUGUAAUAUAUGAUUUAUAUUUGAAUAUGUAUGCUAUUGUUUGUAAUGCGAAUGUGUCCUUUUGUCAUGUCCCUCUUUUUUUUUUUUUUUUUUUUUUAACUCUCAUUUUGCACAUGUUCAAAAACUCAAAAUCGAGGGUGAUCUUCAUCUCUUGCAAGGGUAUCCUCCUCUUCCUCCUCCUUUCGGAGGGUUGAGGGAACAGGCAGGGAGUGAGAGGAUGAACGGAAAUGAUUUGAGUCUAAUUUUAUCGCUCUUUGCCUGGAGUGUCGACACAAUGUGGAGUCUGGUGCGCGUUUGGCAGCGGAUCAGCGGCGAUGCUGUUACCGUGCCAACUGAAGUCUGAGCGGUGCAUGUGUUCACCAACACGGCUCAGACUUCACAAGCGCAAACAAAAAGCAAGUUUGGAACAAACAAAAGCGUCGUCUGACACCGCCGGUAGGAACGGGCUUGUUUUUUCUUUGUAUUCUCUUUUUUUUUUUUUUUUUUUUUUGCGUGCUUCAAACAACACUUUCAUGUUAAAGUGAUGGAGCAUUACUUUUGGCAACCGAGAAUAAAAGCCAGAGUGUCAAAGGGUUUGAGAGACUGUUGAUAUUACUAGCAUGGCAUGGAUACUAGCUCGCACUGUUUUGUAGAUACGGAACGAAGGAAAGCCCUCCCACCUCACCAAGACUGUAUAGUUAACACUCGUUUCUUGUGAUGAGUAUGUCAGAGUUUGAAACUGUAACUUUCUGAGAACUAUUGUACUGAAACGCACUCAAUAAAGACCUUGGAAAAGCUGAA
Molecule: messenger RNA, 9128 nt
Organism: Ctenopharyngodon idella (grass carp)
Lineage: Eukaryota; Metazoa; Chordata; Actinopteri; Cypriniformes; Xenocyprididae
Product: ephrin type-B receptor 1
Exons: 16
Coding region: 154-3189 (1011 amino acids)
Biological process (GO): protein phosphorylation; cell surface receptor protein tyrosine kinase signaling pathway; axon guidance
Cellular component (GO): plasma membrane; neuron projection
Molecular function (GO): transmembrane-ephrin receptor activity; ATP binding; protein binding
Source: RefSeq, a predicted model, not a curated record